AUGCGCAUGUGCCUACGGAUCUCUGCGGCGUCUCUGCAGAUGCACGGCUCGGAAGAAGACCAUUACUUCAUUCGAUUGGCUGUUGUGGACGCGAUGGUACGCCACGGGCAUGAUCCUCAGGGCGAUGCACCUGUCAACGUAACCAACACCGACGGCAACAGGCCGGCGCCCCCCGUAGGGACCCGCUCUUCCAAGAUAGACCUCUUCCUAGACUGCACGUGUGCGUAUGGUUGCGUGACUGAACCCGCAGCGGUCUCCGACAACAAAGAGCUGCAGGCUCUCUCGAUGCUGUAUAACUGCCCGAUAGAGAUCUACGACGAGGAGUUGCGAUUGAGUUACACAAUCUCCGAUGAAUGCAGUACAUACUUAAGCACGGCAAAGCAGCACCUAGGAGACUCGACGGCGCAGAUAACAACAGCUGCUGCUGAAGGAAACGGUCCGGGGGCUUUUGUUGUCGGCCCAGAGGAAGAGGAACAGGAAGCAGCCGUGAACGUAGCCCCAACCGCUCUCCGCUUGAUGUUUCGUGCUUCAAUUGGGCACUAUUCGUCCCUGCAGCCGCUGCAUUCCCCCGUCCCUGUAUCCCGUGAGGACAACAUAAAGCUGCUGGAGCAGCAGGGCCUCGAGCGACUAAUAACGCUGCAGCAGACGCAGCAACAACAUGAGGGGCAGCAACAGCACCAGCAGGGGCUCUUUUGUUUCUGUUCUUCUGCCUCUUCUUCCUCUCGCGUGUGCACUUGCGAUAGAAGUUGUGGUGCUGCUGCUGCUACUCCCUCGGAGAGAGUGAAGCAGCGUCCAGCCCACCUGGACGCUCGCAGGAUGGCGGAGGAGAUCAUUGCUCGUCGCUGGCAAGAGCAUCUUAGAGUGACCGCUUCACACGCUGGGGACGAUUGGUCUGUCCCUCGUCGCUGUGCACGGAGCCGCAUAGGAAAGUAUACUAAGGAAGACUCCUCGGAAACAGAAUCCCGAAACACUCUUCUUGCUCUUUGUAGGGGCUACGAUCUCGAGAGCCUUGACUUCGACACCGAGACCUGUGUUCCUCCCCAGGUGAGUCGACGGACGACUCCUGUGGCAGCACGACCGGACACACGCGUAGGAAUGACUCGUCGAGAGCGUGAGCGUCCUAAUCAUCCGCGUGCAAGGUCGCCGAAGCAGCAACAACAACGGCAGAAAGCAGAUAAACGUCGCACCCGACCGCCGGCCCAUAUCAAUGGCGGUUUGAUGAAUCAACGACAGGUGCAGCAGCGGCAGCUGGAAUCACCGGUCGCGGAAGCAGCAGCACUGGUUGAAAAGGAAGUAGGCCACUCAGAAAAAGGAAAAGGCCGUGCAGCCUCUACGAGCUCCGCCGAGGGAGCCGAACACAUAUCCUCGCCGCCGGCUGACAACUCUGCUGCAGAAGGGAUCCCGGACAGCACGGUCGCCUGCGCCGAAACCUCGACAGCGAGGCCACCGCGGUGCAAAGAGCUCGUGGAGAGACCUCUUUAUAAAGACGGCAACUCCUUUUAUCGCGCCACCUGUGACCAGACGACUCCUGUGGCAGCGAGACCAGAUACAUACGUAGGAAUGACUCCUGAUCAUCCGCGUGCAAGGUUGCCGAAGCAGCAACAACAACGGCAGAAAGCAGAUAAACGACAGAGCCCUCGCUGCCGACAGCCGGCCCAUGUCAAUGGCGAUUUGAUGAACCAACAACAGGUGCAGCAGCGGCAGCUGGAAUCACCGCUCGCGGAAGCCGCAGCACUGGUCGAAAAGGAAGUAGGCCACUCAGAAAAAGGAAGAGGCCUUGCAGCCUCUAGAAGCUUCGCCGAAGGAGUCGAAUACAUAUUCUCGCGGCCGGCAGACAACUGUGCUGCAGAAACGAUCCCGAACAGCACGCUCGCCUGCGCCGAAGCCUCGAUAGCGCGACCACAGCGGUGCCAACAGCUUGUGGAGAGACCCGUUUAUGAAGACGGCAACUGCUUAUAUCGAGCCGCCUGUGACCAGAUGUACAGCUCGGAGAUCCACCAUUACCUCAUUCGGUUGGCGGUUGUGAAAGCGAUGGUAGGCCACGGACAUGAUCCUCAGGACGACGCGCCUGUCAACGUGACCAGCACCUGUAGGAGCCCGCAGUUUCGCGAUAGAGCUCUUCCGUGA
Rangifer tarandus platyrhynchus (Svalbard reindeer) is the source of this 2127-nucleotide messenger RNA. NCBI's taxonomy places the organism in Eukaryota, Metazoa, Chordata, Mammalia, Artiodactyla, Cervidae. The record is from the annotation of a GenBank genome assembly.